Orbicella faveolata is the source of this 4714-nucleotide messenger RNA. RefSeq lists its product as uncharacterized. Lineage: Eukaryota; Metazoa; Cnidaria; Anthozoa; Scleractinia; Merulinidae. The record is from RefSeq and is a predicted model, not a curated record.
CCAUUUGCAAUAAGGAUACCAGUGAAAGUCAAAGGUCUCUAGGGAAAUGGUCCCACAGCCUACUCCACUUUGUACGUGGAGGUCAUAUUGAAAGAUGGUGCCCUCUCUAUGUGUAAGUAAUAAUUAUCCAUUGGCAUAAGUAUAUUAUGAAGAUGCCCCUUUAUUUAAAAUUCAGUUAAUCUUGGGAUUGGACCAGGAACAUUUUUGUACCAAACUCUCGGUUAUGAGAACCAUUACCAAUGUAGUGUCCUAUUUCUUAUGACACUCUUGGAUUGAGCACUUGUCUGGAGGAGAAUUUACAAAAUUAACACAUGAACGUACAUUCAGAAGUAAAAAAAGGGCUAAACAUUCCCGGCAUUCCCUUUUUAAUUCAGUGUAAAUAUUUUUUGUUCCAUUCAUGAGUUCUUUGCUUUUUUGACAUUUCUGCAGCUCAGAAGGUCCUGGCCAGGUCUUCCUGAUCACACUUCAGUAGCUUCUCAAAUGACUGGAAGGCAUCCCCAAAAGCAAGUGGGGAGAGGUUAUUGUUUCAAAUGACAUGUGUAGCUUGGACAGACUAUGCGCUGCCAGAAAAGAGUUACUUUUUCCCGAACCAUACAAUUUAAUGUGGCUCAAGGUGCAAAACAUUUUGCAUAGAUUACACAUGAGGAACCAUAAAGACCCACUGUGUAGGAUUAAAUACAGGAGCAAUUACCUCAAGGAAAAGUAUCCUCAUCUCAACACACCUGUGGCUGAACAGACCUUUAUCUGGGCAGGUAGAUUCAAGAAGAUAAUGUACACCAUGGCGAAACGAAGAUUCCUGUUUUUCUACUGCAUCAUGGUCAUCCGUAGGAACAGGUAUAUUGCUGUCUGCUAUCAGGAAAACAGAGUACCUGAAGUUUUAGCCAUACACAGGAAAAUUAAAGUACAGUAAACAAGAACUUUUUAAAACAAGGAUAAAAGAGAUAGUCCUUCCUCACAUUUCACAAGGAUUUUUUAAAGAAAUAUUUGUAAACAAAAAACCCACCAAUUAUGCAGCAUGCAUAAUUAGGUUUAUGUAAGAUGAGAAAGGGUCAUUGUUAAGGAUACCUGCUUGGCAGAGAACAAUUGGCUUCAUGGAUCAUAUCAGAUUUCUGCAUAAAGGUGUGUGUGAGAGUCCUAGCCGCCUGAGUGUAAAUGUCGCUGCUCGUAGCUGUCAAAAGCUUUAACUACUUUAAUAUCAGGCAGGUGCCUUUUAAUAUAUAUUCUGAUCAGUGGUUGUCAUUUUGGUGAGCAGCAGCAUCAGCUAUCACUCGUUAGGUUUAACAAAAUUUCCUAAAUACUCUUUUUCACGCAAUGUCUCCACCACGUGCUCUUAUCUUAGGUCUCUCUUUCGUUGAUCACUUAAGUUCUUUUCUGUCCUAUUCUAACAUUUACUCCCAUAAUCUGGGACUUAAGGAUGUUGCAGAAAUUGCUCUUUUUGGGGUCGGCAGGCGAACGGUCAUGAAAGUUGAAAAAUUCGAUCUUGGUUUUGUGCGUGGCUGGAAACCUGACAUCGUAAUUCUCGAGUUGGGCACCAACAACCUCACCACAUCCUCUCCAGAAUCUGUUGGUUCUUCCCUUGAGGAACUAGUUCAGCUCCUUCAUGAGAAUUGUAGUGUUAAAGUGAUUGAGGUCUGUCAGGUCAUUAAGCACUGUCCCCUGUCGCCCAAGAUGCUUGACUUUAACUCCCGAGUAAUUAAGCUACAUAAAUACUUAAAGGUUGUUCUUGAGCCUUUGCAAUUUUGCUUCUAUUGUGGCACGUUGGGUUUUGGAACCCGAGCAGUGGCAUUUACCUCAAGGACGGCGUUCAUUUAAAUGACUUAGGCUCAAUUAAACUUUAUAGGAGCUAUAGAGGGGCGGUGUUAAAGGAUCUGUCUAUACUUAACGUUGCUUAACGAGCGCCACCCUCAAUUUUGUUACAUCCUGCGCAUUGUGUUUGUUUGGCAUUUUUUUGUGUUGUUUUCAUCUUUCAGAGCCGGUUUGUUCCUUUAUUGUUUUGACCCUUCGUGCUGAGUUGUGCAAGUGGAAUGUGCUAGCUGGGUGUGGUACAUUUUUUCUCUUGCCAGGCCUGGAUGUGGUCCGGUGUGUAAUUAGUGCCUUAUUGGGGCGGCUACUUUGCGCCCUUCACUUUUAUUUGUAUUAGGGGCCGGUGUCCCUUGAAGUGCCUAUGAAUUGAAAUUUUUGACCGCUUUUUUAUUCUACAAAAGUGAAGUCUAUAUUGCACUGAUUCAUAAUUUUCCAAUUUAAGCUCUGGUCCGGUGCGUAAAACAUAUUUUUUUACAACUCAAAAGUUGCCAAAUCACAAAUGUCGUUUUCUGAGGCCUGGGACUAGUGACGUCAUAAGGUGUGUUACUUUCGACGUGUCAUUUCGCAUCAGUGUAUUUACUGCAACAUUGCUACUCUUUGAGCCAUUUUCUUAGCAAUUUUAUCACAGCAAAAAUGUCUCCAAAUGAUGAACUUUCAGCUAGCACAUCUUCGUCUGGGCAGACAGCAGCGCCAUGGUAAGGGGAGACAGGCCAAUCAAGUUGAGGAUCAUUGUAGCCAAUCAGGUGAGGAUGACAAAUACGCUUUGACUAUAGAAAAACAGACGUGUGCUAUGUUAAAUUCCGCUGAGCCAGUGAUCUCAGUGACAAUUGGUGGAAUCAGCAGAGACAUGUUAAUUGAUUCAGGUUCUGCAAGUAACCUUAUCAGUAAAGAUACACUCCAGGAACUAGAGUAUCAGGGGCUCAAGAUUGAAUUAAAACCUUGCAUGAAGAGAUUGUAUGCUUAUGGGGGUUGAGAGCUUGGAGUUGAUGGCCGGUUUCAGUCAGAAGUUUCUGUAUCAAAAGCAAAGGUUGUGGCAAAUGUCAUUUUUGUUGAAUCCGGGCGUUGUUUGCUGGGAUAUUCAACUGCCACAGAUCUUGGAAUCCUUCGUGUGGAUCCCACAGGAACUCUCAGGACAACAGACUAUAACACUGUUGAUGAUACCUCUGUGGGAGAGCUCAAAGCAAAAUACCCUAGUGUGUUCCAGGGAAUUGGAAAGCUUAAAGAUUAUCAGUUGAAGCAGCUGACUUUGAAUGCUGAGAAGUGCACCUUCCGAAUGACUGAAGUGGUAUUCAUGGGUCUUUUGCUUAGCAAGCAUGGAGUCGGCCCAACUGAGGAAAAAGUCAGAGCCGUUGCAGAAGCAAGUCAGCCUCAGACACCUUCAGAUGUCCGUAGCUUCUUAGGACUCAUUGGAUUUAGUGCCAGGUUUAUACCUGAUUUUGCUGCCACUGCUCAUCCCCUCAGAAAACUUGCAAGAAAAGGAGAACCGUUCAUGUGGGGUGAGGGGCAGGAACAGUCAUUUCAGAGAUUGAAGAGUCAAGUUGCAAGUGCACCAGUCCUAGCUUACUUCGAUAAGGACAUCCCCACCCGUGUUAUUGCUGACGCAAGUCCAGUUGGCCUCUGUGCUGUACUGGUGCAAGAAAAGAAUGGGGAAAGCCGUGCCGUCUGUUAUGUGAAUUUUCACAGUUGCUUGGAGGAGUCUGUUGGUGGGGCAAAGAGGAAGUGUUGUUAUUGCAUGACAGACUUUGAUGAAAUGCAAAUGAAGAUUGUGGAAGAAGACUUUCUGUUACGAUCUAAAGAACUUCAUGACUACCAUCUAAACACUAUCGAGCAGGAUGAAGACCUCUACCAAAAUUUCUCAAAAGAGUAUGGUACCAACAAGAGGAGCAUACUUCUGGACUCUCCCUAUUUUGAUGUGACUGAACAGUUGCCUCAAGAUGUGAUGCAUAAAGAGUUCUCAUUUGGAGUGGCUCCAAACUGUCAUGUCGCAAAAAGCCCAAUAAUCCUUUCAAAAGACUGUUGNUUCAUGGGUCUUUUGCUUAGCAAGCAUGGAGUUGGCCCAACUGAGGAAAAAGUCAGAGCCAUUGCAGAAGCAAGUCAGCCUCAGACACCUUCAGAAGUCCGUAGCUUCUUAGGACUCGUUGGAUUUAGUGCCAGGUUUAUACCUGAUUUUGCUACCACUGCUGAUCCCCUCAGAAAACCUGCAAGAAAAGGGGAACCGUUCGUGUGGGGCGAGGAGCAGGAGCAGUCAUUUCAGAGAUUGAAGAGUCAAGUUGCAAGUGCACCAGUCCUAACUUACUUCGAUAAGGACAUCCCCACCCGUGUUAUUGCUGACGUAAGUCCAGUUGGCCUCGGCACUGUGCUGGUGCAAGAAAAGAAUGGGGAAAGCCGUGCCGUCUGUUAUGCCAGUCGUAGUUUGAGAAAAGUGGAGCGUCGUUAUAGUCAGACAGAGAAGGAAGCACUAGCCUUAGUCUGGGCGUGUGAACGCUUCCACCUCUACUUGUGCGGGCUCCAACAGUUUGAUCUGGUGACAGACCAUGAAGCACUUAAAGUCAUCUACUCAAGGAAGUCUAACCCUUCAGCCAGAAUAGAGCGCUGGGUUCUGCCUUUACAACCGUACAACUAUCAAGUUUGUUAUGUGCCUUCACGAAAAAACAUCGCACAUGCCCUUUCCCGACUGACUAAGAUACCUGCUUCAGAUCAGUCCCUGGAAGAUGAUGGAUACAUACGCAUGAUAGCGCUACAUGCUGUCCCUGUUGCAUUGAGAAUCAAAGAGAUUGAACGAGUCUCAGAACAAGACUCAGAGUUGCAAACAGUCAGGAAUUGCCUCAUCCAAGGAAAAUGGGACAAAGCUCCAAAGCAGUAUUUGCCAGUGCGCAAUGAGUUGACUUUAUCGGUCAUGUGAUUCUACGGG